ACUGUAGUAAAGAACAUUUCAUAUUCAAUAUUUUUAAGGAUGUCUACGCAACACCUCUCAAAAGUGAUGUUGGCAAUUAUUAUUACUUUUAUUUUAUCAGAAAUCCUGUUGCAGGUUAGUGGUACCACCACGAUAGAAGCAUCUGUUACUGUAUGUGGAAUGCAACAAACUCAAGCAAGCAGUUCUCGUAUUGUUGGUGGUGAAGAUUCUCAGCCAGGAGAGUGGCCCUGGAUGCUUUCGUAUAAUAACUAUGGUACACAUUUCUGUGGUGCAUCUUUAAUCAGCGAACAGUGGGCCAUAACAGCUGCUCACUGCGUUUCUUCCACCAGUUGGAUGAAUAUUACUGCAGGAAUAACAACUUUGGACGAUAAUUCUGUGUUUCGUGCAAGUGUCCGUAUUGCUGAGACAUUUAUCCAUCCAGAGUACGAUGAUGAUGUUUAUUAUAAUGAUAUUGCAUUACUUAGACUCGAUUCACCGGUACAAUUUAAUAAAUUUGUUCAGCCAAUUUGCUAUGAAAGCUUAGAAUAUCUACCCGAUACAGUGUGUCAUGUAGCAGGAUGGGGACUUUUGGCGGAAUAUGGUACCUAUCCAAACACGCUGCAAGAUACAAGUGUUCCACUACUGAGUAUCGAAGAAUGCCGCAGACUUCUUUUUAAGUUUAACGUCACUGACAAUAUGAUUUGUGCUGGAUAUGCUUCUGGUGGUCGAGACACUUGCUCAAAUGAUAGCGGUGGUCCUUUGAUGUGCAAAUCAGAUGAUGGUACCUGGAACCUUGUCGGUAUCACAAGUUGGGGAGUAGGAUGCGCUCGACCAAAUAGACCGGGAGUAUACACUAAAGUGUCUAAAUAUGCUGAAUUCAUUCAGCAGACAAUCAAUGUUUCUACUGUGGGUGUGGUUACAAACAAUGAGAAAACAGUGUCAACUCCAAAGAUGUUUACAACAACCUCAUUACCACGCCAAGAGGCACUUCCAAAAGAAGUGCUGACAGUUGUAGAUGUGGACAUGCAUGUGACUGCUUCAGACGUCAAAGAAGGAUGUGCUAGUGAUCCUUCACUAGCCAACUGUCCUGAUCUUAUUAAAGAAUUUGAAGAAGAGUUUGGUCAGGCAUACUAUAACUUUGAUCUCGAUGCAUAUCAUGGGUUGAUCGUCACGAAUAUCUCAAGCUUGGAUGAUACAUGGCUUAAAGUACAUAUAACAGAUAAUAAACAACUCAUCGUCCACCAUUUUGUGGAGUAUAAGUAUACGGAAUUCAAUCAGAGCAUAACCAACGAUCAAUUCAUUAAAGGAGUAUUUGGAAACAAUGCUAUAUAUGGAAAAUUCACAUAUGAUGACAGUUCAGUUGACAUUGAUACCGAUUUUUGCAAUGAGAAGUACUAUUAUCCCUGCGAAAGUUCAUUUACAUUUAGAUGUAAUGACAAACAUGAACCAGAAUGUGCAUCGAAGUGCGAGGUUGAAUUUAAUUGGUGUAAUGGUGGAUCUUGCGAUGCAAUUGGUGAUGAAAUAUCCUGCAAGUAAGUAUGAAAAAAGCAAUUUCAGUUAUGUAAUAACUCUGGUAGUGUUCACAUUGCAAAUUUUGCUUAUUUGG
Messenger RNA from Anneissia japonica, 1585 nucleotides. Its product is annotated as serine protease 33-like. Gene Ontology annotation, molecular function: serine-type endopeptidase activity. The transcript is spliced from 10 exons. Bases 40 to 1515 code for a protein of 491 amino acids. NCBI's taxonomy places the organism in Eukaryota, Metazoa, Echinodermata, Crinoidea, Comatulida, Comatulidae. The record is from RefSeq and is a predicted model, not a curated record. Gene Ontology annotation, biological process: proteolysis.